Penicillium verrucosum is the source of this 1080-nucleotide messenger RNA. RefSeq lists its product as uncharacterized. Bases 1 to 1080 code for a protein of 359 amino acids. The record is from RefSeq and is a predicted model, not a curated record. NCBI's taxonomy places the organism in Eukaryota, Fungi, Ascomycota, Eurotiomycetes, Eurotiales, Aspergillaceae. The transcript has a single exon.
AUGUCGGAGCGCAAGCCCACAAGCCCCGAUGACCCUCGUCGAGGCGACUUCGAUCCGCCUCUCGUUUCACGCUCGAAUAGAGACCGCCAUAGAGAUCGAGACCAUCGUCGAUCGUCUUCUGCUCGCAGUGUCAGCAUGAGCGUGAGUUCCACCGCCAGCAACAGCACGGCUUCAAGUAGGAACCCCGCGCUGUCGCAAAAGCAACCCAACAAGAAGAAGCAACCGGGCGUCGUCAUAACCGCCAUGUCGUCUUCGCCCACCAUGCCAGAUUUGUCCAGCGCAUCGCCGUCGCCGUCAAUAUCAUCAGUGGAUACCAGGCCUGGCACCGGCGUGGAAGCCGCACAUGGAGACAACAGCACCGAUGGGAUCCACGUUCUUGGUGACAUGGCACCACCGUUAAUCACCACCGAUACCGUCCAAGAGCCCGCUCUCUCGCGCGCCUCGAUCUCGUCGUGGGGCACAACCGCAGCAGCUUCUAUAUCAUCCGCGACGCCAUCAAUACCCAUAUCGCUAACAGCCAGCACCGAUCAACGCAAAUACGCAUGUCUCUUCCACAUGCUGGACUGUCACGAGUCCUUCGACGACGACGCAGAAUGGCGCACCCACGUCUUCAGCCACUUUCGCUCGCACCCGACCCCGCCAUCAGCGCGGUGUCCGCUGUGUCCCAAUACAAAGUUUGUCGACGGUAUCUUGGACCCAGUGUCAUCGCCUGUUAUCGAGGACGGCGAGUCGGUCUGCUCGAUUGACGACCCUGUUCGAGCUCCGCUGAGGGAUUUCCCCUCUGCAUGGGAUCGUAUGCUCGAUCACGUCGCUGCCGACCACUACUGUCUUGGUCAAACACUUGCGGGGAGUCGGCCGGAUUUCGAGCUGAUGCGGUAUCUUUAUGGAAUGCGGGUUAUCACGGAUGCGCAGUUUAAGGCUAUGCAGUUGCCGCCUGCGCCGUCUAGCCCGGCUUAUCAUCGCUCGCAGGAUGGUGUCAGGGCUAGUAUUGGCUCUGCUGAUGAGCCAUACUGUGCGCCGUAUAGUAAGCGUCGGGAGGAGAGGAUGAGGGGACAACAGAGGGGUGUCGGGGUUUUGUAG